Messenger RNA from Odobenus rosmarus divergens (Pacific walrus), 330 nucleotides. RefSeq names its product oncomodulin-like (gene OCM). NCBI's taxonomy places the organism in Eukaryota, Metazoa, Chordata, Mammalia, Carnivora, Odobenidae. Bases 1 to 330 code for a protein of 109 amino acids. Gene Ontology annotation, molecular function: calcium ion binding. The transcript has 4 exons. Gene Ontology annotation, cellular component: nucleus; cytoplasm. The record is from RefSeq and is a predicted model, not a curated record.
AUGAGCAUCACAGAUGUCCUUAGCGCCGAUGACAUUGCAGCAGCCCUGCAGGAGUGCCAAGACCCAGAUACUUUCGAACCCCAAAAAUUCUUCCAGACAUCAGGCCUCUCCAAGAUGUCGGCCAGCCAGGUGAAGGAUGUCUUCCGGUUUAUAGACAAUGACCAGAGUGGAUAUCUGGAUGAAGAAGAGCUUAAGUUUUUCCUCCAGAAGUUCGAGAGCAGUGCUAGAGAGCUGACAGAGUCAGAAACCAAGUCCUUGAUGGCGGCUGCAGACAAUGAUGGUGAUGGGAAAAUUGGAGCUGAUGAAUUCCAGGAAAUGGUGCAUUCUUAA